This is a messenger RNA of Misgurnus anguillicaudatus (oriental weatherfish), 1403 nucleotides long. It is a transcript of the gene spout1, whose product is annotated as SPOUT domain containing methyltransferase 1. Gene Ontology annotation, biological process: maintenance of centrosome location; miRNA processing. Gene Ontology annotation, molecular function: miRNA binding. The record is from RefSeq and is a predicted model, not a curated record. Lineage: Eukaryota; Metazoa; Chordata; Actinopteri; Cypriniformes; Cobitidae. Gene Ontology annotation, cellular component: spindle pole centrosome; kinetochore; mitotic spindle.
GACGAUUAUUUUAGGUGAAACGCAUGUUUAGACAGCAUGGCGGAUGAGCCUUCUCCGAAGAAAAAUAAACCAAAUAUACUCUUAAAUGAAGAGGGCGGGGAGAAAGUGAACUGGCGACAAUGGAAAGCACAAAAGAAAGAGGAAAAGAAAUUACGUAAAGAAACCAGAGUCAUCCGACAGCUGGAGAAACAAAAGCAGAAGGCAGAAGAUCAGCAGCAGAUUCAUCAGGAAGAAAAUGAAAGCAAAGGUCGGUCAUAUACAUUGAGCGUGGCUGUUCCUGGAUCAGUAAUGGACAACGCUCAAUCUCCAGAGUUGCGAACAUACCUGGCUGGUCAGAUCGCUCGGGCGUGUGCUGUAUUCUGUGUGGAUGAAGUGAUCAUAUUUGAUGAACAGGGAGAUAAUAUAACGAACACUGAGGGGGAGUUCAAAGGUGUUGGUAAGAAAGGUCAAGCCUGUGUUCAGCUGGCACGGAUCCUGCAAUACCUGGAGUGUCCACAGUACCUGCGGAAAUCAUUUUUCCCGGUGCAUAAAGAUCUGCAGUUUGCUGGUGUUUUGAAUCCACUGGACAGCCCCCACCACAUGCGCAUUGAUGAGGAGGCGGAGUUUCGAGAAGGGGUGGUGCUUGAUCGGCCAUGCAAAUCAGGGAAAGGGUCAUUGGUGAACUGUGGCAUGAGGAAGGACGUUCGGAUCGAUAAACAACUUCAGGCCGGACUGAGAGUAACUGUACAGCUCAACAAGAACCACAAUGAAGAUAGUAAAGUUCAUCAAGGUAGUGUUGUAGCUCCUCACGUGCCGAGAACAUUAAGAGGUCUGUACUGGGGUUACAGCGUUCGACUAGCGUCCUGUCUCAGUUCAGUGUUCACAGAGUGUCCAUAUAAAGAGGGUUAUGAUCUGACUGUCGGGACGUCAGAGAAAGGAAACAAUGCAGAUGAUAUCACUCUGUCUCCAUUCAAGCACAUGUUGGUGGUGUUCGGUGGUCUUCGGGGUUUAGAGGAGAGUGUUAAUUCUGAUGACAAUCUCAGUGUCACUGAUCCUAGCGUGCUCUUUGACCUUUACCUCAACACCUGCCCCGGACAGGGCAGUCGCACCAUUCGGACUGAGGAGGCUCUAUUAAUCUCAUUAUCAGAACUCCGACAGAAAAUCGCUGCUGUAUUUCCUAACAUGUAUGCAGGAUGAGCACAGAAACCGCUGCUGUCUUCAACAGGAAGUGGAUGUUUAAGCAUGGGCCAAUCAGAAACAGACCAGAAGACAAGACUCCGAGUGUGUGGUGAAAUGAAAACAUCUGUGGGACAAACUACCCUUUAUAAAUGUAAAAUGUUUGUGAAUAAUUUUUUAUCUUUUCUGAACUGCUAUGAAUAUUUCUGUCUAUGUUGUUUUGCAACAGUAAACAAAUGAUGAAACUC